Drosophila bipectinata is the source of this 802-nucleotide messenger RNA. It is a transcript of the gene Tsp42Ek, whose product is annotated as Tetraspanin 42Ek. Gene Ontology annotation, cellular component: plasma membrane. Lineage: Eukaryota; Metazoa; Arthropoda; Insecta; Diptera; Drosophilidae. The record is from RefSeq and is a predicted model, not a curated record.
AUCAUUCUCAUUUUGGAUUCCGAUCGGGCUGGUUUGCGUUACCAGUUCUUCUUUUUGAUUGCAAUUUUUUUCGAUUUUUCGACUGAAGGAUAAACUGAAAGCUUCAAAAUGGGUUGUACCUCUGGUUGUGUAAAGUGUCUCCUUAAUAUCAUCAACACUCUAAAUGCUCUUGUGGGUCUUUCGAUGAUAGCCAUUGCCACGAUCGCCCUCUCGAAGGCCCCCCUCCUGUACAUCGCAUUCCUCUAUGGCUUGGGAGGUCUGAUCUUCGUCUCGGCUAUUUUGGGAUGCUGUGGCAUCUGCCAGGAGAACGUGUGCCUUACGGUCACGUAUGCCUUCGUGCUACUGGUUCAGCUGAUAAUUAGUUUGGUGGGCAGCUUUGGCUUGAACUUUAGCGAAAAGUACAUCGAGAAGUUUGCUGCCGAGGAGGUUCAGAGGAAGUGGGAACUGGAACUGGUGGAACCCGGCGCCAUGGACACAUUUCAACAAGUGUAUGAGUGCUGUGGUCGUGGUGGUCCUGACGACUAUGUGGACAUUGGUCGUACCACCCUUCCCAAAAGCUGUUAUCCGCAGGAGGACACCAAGAUGCCUCAUUUCUUGUCCGGCUGCGUCCAGAAGUCCAGUCAAAGCUUCGUGGUUUUAUAUAAUUAUGCCAACGACACUCACUGGGUCUCAGUGGCUAUAACUUCCUUGAUGGUGAUUGCCGCCUUUUACUUGGUUGGACGCUUCCGAAAGCAGCGCAUUCGUUACAGCUAUUAAAUACUUUUAUAGUUUUUUUAACGAAUUUUAAGAACGAAAUAUGGAU